CAAUUUUUCACCCACAGCCGCACGCAAAUCCCCUCGGCCUUACCCUCAAUUCAGCAACCUCCCCCAACGCAAUCUUUCACCCGCAGCCGUACGCAAAUCCCCUAGCCCUUACCCUCAAUUCAGCAACCUCCUCCGACGCAAUCUUUCACCCGCAGCCGUACGCAGAUCCCCUCGGCACCAGAUCGCCACACAUACUCCACGGGCAGCGGUACUGUAGCCGUGCCUUGCCUAAGCUCAAUUCCCACCGAAACCUACCGCCGUUCACCUCGGCCUGGUCUUCAAUCCAGCAACACCCAUACCGUUGCUCGCUCAGUUUCCCAGCAAUCGCAGGUCACAACACAUACUCCACAGUUAGCAGUACUGUAUCCGUACCGUACCUGCGCUAAGUUUGCCCGAGAACACGCAUACCCCGGUCAUGUCUAUCUCUUCCCCAUUCUAUUCUGCUGUUCCUAAUUUUCCCACUCCCUUGACCCCUUCUCGCAUGCUCGCUCACGCAACCGCCCAUGCUUUCAGCACCGUGUGGUUUAUUUCACUCACUACAGGUAAGAUUGCUCUCUCCUCGCUCAGAUCCUCCUCUUCUGAUCCACCUCUCAUUCUAUUCUUUUGCUUCCUCUUUCUCCCCGUCAACGCCACAACCGUCCGGCAAACCCGCUCAGCCGCCUUUACCUCUUCUCCUUGCCGCCAUGAAUCAUGUCGUUCUCUCGAAGCUGGCAUGGACGGACAAAAGUCCUGCUGUCAAAUUGCGCCUCCUCCAUACAUGGAUGGCUGGGAACCCUUCCCGGCCCGACGGGUUCUCUGAAUACGCUACACUUUGGACGGACGAAUUGGGGGUGCUGGUACAGGGCCUUGCCUCCAAGCUUCUGUCGGACCAAUUGAAGGAGGUUCUUUCUGUUGGCAAGAUUUACUUCGUCACACAGUUCUCCCAACGUGAAGCAAAAAAGCGUUGGGCACCCUGUUCCAAUGAUCGCCUUCUCCAUUUUACUUCAUCCACCACUUUUGUCCUCGCUGAUGAGGAUGCUUCGAGUUUCUGUGCUGAUAGCUUUGAGUUUCGCCGCUUCGAGGACCUGCACGGCAUUGCUUCUCGAGCUGAACACUUAGUUGAUGCUGUUGGUCGGCUGGUGUCUGCAACACCUGUCACCUAUUUCCAGAAACAACAUCGGUCCAUCAAGAAACAAACUGUUGUCAUUGAGAAUGAGCGCGGAGCCUCACUGCCAGUUACGUUAUGGGCGGAGUUUGCUGAUAGACUGCCCCUGGCUCAACUUAUUCAACUAGACGGGGCUGCACCAAUUGUCGUAGCGUUUACUAGCCUCAAUCUGUCCCUGUGGCGUGAAAUAGAGGACUUAGUUGGCAAGGAAUACAUCUUCCUACUGUACCUUCCUGUGGGUCAAGUUUCAGACUCUAUGGCUGACAUGGUUGUCUCCAGUAUUGAGAAAGAUGAGCAGCCCGCCUCUAUAGACAGGCAGCCGCAUGGGCCACGAUUUCAGAAAAGGCAUUCAACCACCAUUGCCACGGUGCCACAGCUAAUGCCUCCGAGGUCCACAAACUACAUCCAGCACGCACCUUCAAACAGCUCUGACAUAACGGUUUUUGCAUCGCCGACCAAGCGUCUUCGGGACGUUUCCCCAAGUACUUCCAUGGUCGACGAUCCUGUUUCUCAGGAACACACAGAGUUCAGGGCCCCGCGACCAGUUCAGACCUUAGAUAUGAGGUUGAGCUCUCCGCUGGCAGGGAUAAACAUUGCCACCCCAUCUUCCAGUGAGAAGAAGAAGGAUAAAUUAAGUGACACUGCCCAUGUGGAGCCGCAUCAGUUGCUGUCACGGCCUGCCGACAUUGCCAUUACAGCUGCUGCUGGCCUGGGAAAUACCUCCAUCCAUGAGAAACCAUUGCCAUCUGCAGCGCUGCUCAAAGACAUCCCCCCUUCCAUGUUGCCCAUCAACCCCCUAAGCCAUCCACUCGCAAAGGUGAAAGUGGAGAAACUUCAGUACUCGCGGAAAGACGCGAAGAACUCCAAGGAUUCUGAUACUUUGCCCAUUUCCCAUCUGAAGACAAAGGUUUCGAAGGGCAAAGGUGUCGCCAAGAAACUGUUCCAGGGAUGAUCCUCUCCUACCUUCUGCAGGCGUAUCCUCUCCUACCUUCCGCAAGCGCCUAUUUUGCCACCUAGCCUGUUUUGUUGCCUGCUCGCGCUAAUGUUUUCCGGAUGGGAAUAUUCAUUGUCGUUGUCAUCGCCUGUGUCUACCAUUUCAUUUCCUCUAAGAGUCUUAAGUUCAUGAAUUACUACUUUCCUCUCACUAUCGUUGUAAUGAACUCCAAUGUGCGUGCAUUGUAACUAUUUAUUGACGAUCUAAUUAUUAAUUUCAGAAUUCUUAGGC
Messenger RNA from Linum tenue, 2369 nucleotides. NCBI's taxonomy places the organism in Eukaryota, Viridiplantae, Streptophyta, Magnoliopsida, Malpighiales, Linaceae. The record is from the annotation of a GenBank genome assembly.